ACAUCCACAGAAGGUUGCUUGAACUCGGUGAAGUAUCCGAUGAAGUAUCCGAUGAAAGACUAUCUUAUCGGGCGUUCCUUCCUGGCGAAUGUAGCGCACGUGGUCUGGAAGGAGCAUAUGGUGAAUGCGUGUUUCGUUUCUAUCGGCCUCUUCUCGGUGUUUUGCUUCUCUUUUCACGAUAUCCACAUCUCCAGCUCAGCCAAUGCGAAUUUCUUCAUUUACAUUUUCCUAUUUCGAGCAUGUCGCACUGUCGGUAAAGACGCAGUCAAUCUCUCUUCUAUUCCAAGCUCUUUUAUCAAAGUACCGGAGAUCAACCUGUGUCAACACUGAACCGCCAUCGAAUUAUCAUGGGUAUCUUUGGCACUUACCAUAUCUAUCCAAAGGACCGUUGCGUUGUCCGAAAGUCCACUGGAGUGCGCCCAACUGGCCACACCCGUCACGGUGUUCAGCAGGCUCAUCGCCGAGAGCAGCCGCCAACCUACUCGGAAUCGGUUGCAGGGCCUACACCUUCAUGGGUUGGCCACAGCAACCACAGCCAGUAUGGCCAGAAGCCAGGCUUACUUCCGAAUAGCACUUGUGACAAGCAAUGCGAGAUUCUUCGCUACAUUUGCCCGCACGGGGUGGUAUUUAAGUGUGUUGGAGUGAAUCGGUCCAGUUCGAAACCUCGGCCACAUUGCAGAUAUUGCGAUGAUGGCAAACGACCACCGGCACCUGCUUCUGUGUGUUCUAUGCCCCAGAUCGGGUCCAGCCCAUGGGUACAUCCUGACGACCGCUACCAGGACGCCACCGGCAAUUGGGUCCACGCUCCCGGGUACGGUCAGCAGAACAAUCGACACAGUGCUCUGCAGCCCGAUCCACAGUCGCAAACCCCGCCUUACCCGGGAUAUCCAGGGUAUCCAGGAUAUCCGGGCUAUCCCGUCCCGCCUGUUGAGCGUGCUAAAACGCCCGAAGCCUCGCCACCGCCACCAACGGCCGAAGCUCCUGCUGCUGAAGAUCCCCCUGAGGAGAUAACAUUUACCAAAGAGCAAGACGACGUGAUCCUCAUCCUCAAGUCACAAGGCAACAGGUCCUGGAAGCAGAUCGCACUAGGCAUUGGUCUCCCUGAAACCGCGAAAGAUGUCGUCCGUCAACGCCAUCAUGAACUUAUGAAGCAGGGAGUCAAGGUGCCCAAUCAAGGUGGAAACAAGAGCCAGAACGGCGGAAAUGGUGGGAAGAAGAAGAAGAAGAAGGGAGGGGAUGGUGGGAACGGUGGGAUGAAGAAGGAUGACGACGAUGAUGACAGGAGCGAGAACGAUGAGAACGGCAAGAACGGCAGGAACGGAAAGCAGAGUGGAGGAGAAGAACAAGGCCAGAAGAACCAUUGGGCUACAGUUGACCCGUACAAGGGCGUCUUCGACGGCCGCCGACCCGAUCCAGGGACUAUUGCGAGGAUGGAGGCGUUGCUCGAUGACGGCGGCAAGUACGAACGCAUGGCUUCGCAAUACUUCACGGAGACCGGGAAGCUCAUCAGCUCGGAUGUUUUCCGGCGCAUGGAUGAGGCGAAGAGGAGGUAGGGGAAGAUGGGGGGAGAGCCUAUGGCGGAGGGCGGAA
Eremomyces bilateralis CBS 781.70 is the source of this 1590-nucleotide messenger RNA. RefSeq lists its product as uncharacterized. Lineage: Eukaryota; Fungi; Ascomycota; Dothideomycetes; Eremomycetales; Eremomycetaceae. Bases 348 to 1553 code for a protein of 401 amino acids. The transcript has 4 exons. The record is from RefSeq and is a predicted model, not a curated record.